Schistosoma curassoni is the source of this 953-nucleotide messenger RNA. Lineage: Eukaryota; Metazoa; Platyhelminthes; Trematoda; Strigeidida; Schistosomatidae. The record is from the annotation of a GenBank genome assembly.
CAUUUAAAUGAAUCAAAUAUGCAUAAUGGUAUUGAAACCGAUCAUGGAGAUCAAUCAACAGAUGUCAAGUCAAUAACAAUAGUGAAAAAUGCCAAAUUGUUUCGUAAUAAUAGCUCUGCUACAAGCAAAAAUAAUAUUGAUUAUAAUAGUCAUUUAAGAAGAGCGUACACUGUAAUAAAACCUCCAGAAAAGCUAAUCACAUCGAAAGCUUAUAUAAGUUUAUCUUCUUCUGGGAAAUCAUCAAACAAUAAUCAAGUUUCAAAAACAAUGACUGAAGAACCGACGACAAACAUAAGAUAUGAUCAACAAUCUCCAAGAUCUGAAUCAAAUUAUCAAUAUUCAUUAAUGGAUUCUACUGGAGAAAGUAAUCAUAGUAAAUUGAUUACAACAAAUGAUUGGUUAAUAGUUGAACAUGAACAAUUGGGCAAUGAAUCAACUGGUGAACUUCAUUUAACUGUUGGUGAUAUCCUUAAGUGUAUUGAUUCAAGUCCCCAAGUUUGUGACAGACGUAGUGAUUCUCAUCUUCAGUAUUCAAUAUCUUCAUCAUCAUCAAGUAGAAAAUGGAUAAAAUGUGAAAACUGGUUUGGUGUUAUCGGUUUAGUAAACAUUUCCAGUGUUCGAGUUAUUGAUAACUCAAAUGAACUGGCUUAUUAUUUGGAAGCUAGACCACGUGUCAAAGCUUUAUAUACAUUUGAUAAAGAAACUGAUGAAGAUUUAGCUUUGUCGCCUGGUGAAAUAGUGUAUUUAUUUGAAGCCAUUGAUGAAAACUGGUAUCGUGGUGAAUCGGCUACUACUGGCGAUCGUGGGAUGUUUCCGGCCACAUUUGUUGAAGUUAUCAAACCUCUGUAAAGAUUCAUAAGACUAACUAUGAUCUAAAUUCCAUGUAAUUAUACUUAAUCUAUUACCUUUAGAACAUACUUUACAAAUAAACAUGAUGUAAACACUACUAAAAC